AUGCGUGCAAGUUCUAUUGAUAUUCAUCCAAAUGCAACAUGGUCAACGAAUGGUAUCACUGUUGCUGGAGGAAAUGGAUGGGACAGCAAAACCAAUCAACUCUGGCUCCAAUGGGAUUUGUACGUCGACGAUGAUCAAAUGAUAUAUGUCAUUGAUGCUGCAAAUACCGGCAUUGUGGAAUGGAAAAAUGGUGGCUGGUGAAAAUGGAGCUCAUCAAUUAAAAUGGCCAUGAGAUGUGAUUAUCGACAAAGAGAGCGAUAGUCUCAUCAUCAGCGAU
Molecule: messenger RNA, 277 nt
Organism: Rotaria sp. Silwood1
Lineage: Eukaryota; Metazoa; Rotifera; Eurotatoria; Philodinida; Philodinidae
Source: the annotation of a GenBank genome assembly